GAAAGAGGGAUUUCUGCAAGGGUUCCUCUUAACUAUAGCUAGCACAGGAAUGAGUGCAAGAAGAAAAAAGAAACACAGAAAUUAAGCAGAUUUAAAUUGGGAAACGAAAAAAAAGCAAGGCACCAUUCAAAUAUUCAAAGAAAGUGUAGUUUUUUUCUUCUUUCUUUCUUAUCCUUGCCCAGAAAGUCCAACCCACGAGGAUCAGAUAAUCAAGAAUCCCUCUUUUGUCCACAGUCUUUCCCAUUUUCUUGUGUGUCUCAUUAGGUUAUGAAGAUGAUGGUUGCACCGUGAGGGGCGUGGGUAAAAUGGGAAAUUGCGUUGGAUCCGUAAGUGCCGGCCCUAGCAGCGCUACCCGCCGCAUCAGCUCUUCUACUAGCACCAGACCUUCAACUCCAGAAAUCUCAAGAAAUGAAAGCAAUGGUGCAACUGAAUUUUCUGCAACAAGCAAUAGUGCUGGGCAUAGCCUGUUUUCCACGACGGGGAGUGAGGGCACGCGUUUAAAUGGGGAGAUUCUGCUCGCUUCGAAUUUGAAGGUCUAUACUUAUGCGGAUAUGAAGGCUGCCACUAGAAGUUUCAGGCCGGAUAUGGUGUUGGGGGUGGGAGGGUUUGGCAAGGUGUAUAAAGGAUGGGUUGAUGAGAAGACACUGAUGCCAUCUAAAUUUGGGAGUGGAACCAUUGUUGCCAUCAAGAAGUUAAAUGAUGAAAGUAUGCAAGGGUUUGAGGAGUGGCAGUCGGAAGUGAACUUCUUGGGCAGUCUUUCACAUCCUAAUCUGGUUAAGCUCAUUGGGUACUGUUUGGAAGACAAAGAACUGUUACUUGUCUAUGAAUUUAUGCCCAAGGGAAGCUUGGAAAACCACCUCUUCAGAAGAGGUUCUACUGUUGAUCCGCUUUCUUGGGACUUGCGGCUCAAGAUCGCGGUAGGAGCAGCCCGUGGCCUGGCGUUUCUGCAUGCUUCAGAGAAGCAAAUCAUCUACAGAGAUUUCAAGGCUUCCAAUAUUCUUCUUGAUGUGAAUUACAAUGCGAAAAUAUCAGAUUUUGGCCUGGCAAAACUGGGGCCCUCUGGCGAGAACUCACACGUUACGACUCGAAUCAUGGGCACACACGGUUAUGCUGCCCCUGAAUAUGUUGCAACAGGCCACCUAUACGUCAAGAGCGACGUGUACGGGUUCGGGGUGGUGUUGCUGGAAAUGUUGACCGGAUUAAGAGCGCUGGACAGCAGGCGAACGGGCGGGCAAACGAAUCUGGUGGAGUGGAAGAGGCCAUUUCUGGGCAAGAAAAAGAAACUGAAGUGGGUAAUGGAUCCCAGAAUGGAAGGCCAGUACUCCACAGAGGCUGCAUUGCAGGCUGCCCAGCUCAGUCUGAGGUGCACAGAACAUGAACCUCGCAAGAGGCCAACAAUGGAAGAAGUUGUGGGGAUUCUGGAAGAGAUUGAGUCUAUCAAGAAAGGGAAUGAGAAGCCCUCAAAAAGCCGGAAAUCUCAAUCUUCGUCGCGUCGGCAUAGAGGCGGCAGUUCAGGCCGCAAUGGCAGCUCUCUGUAACAUUGUUUGGUGUUUUGUUGUUUGCUUUGAAGCCUGUUUGGUAACUUGGUUGAAAUUGUGGCCGGAGGCCGCCGGACUGAACUGUUAGGGAAUGUAUUUAAAUUGUAUUUUAUUGUUAAAUUUGGGGAAAAAAUUAUCUCCACAAAAGAAAAGGAUAGAAGUAUC
Cuscuta campestris is the source of this 1703-nucleotide messenger RNA. Lineage: Eukaryota; Viridiplantae; Streptophyta; Magnoliopsida; Solanales; Convolvulaceae. The record is from the annotation of a GenBank genome assembly.